This is a messenger RNA of Cannabis sativa, 2766 nucleotides long. Its product is annotated as probable apyrase 7. NCBI's taxonomy places the organism in Eukaryota, Viridiplantae, Streptophyta, Magnoliopsida, Rosales, Cannabaceae. The record is from RefSeq and is a predicted model, not a curated record. Gene Ontology annotation, molecular function: nucleoside diphosphate phosphatase activity. Bases 274 to 2550 code for a protein of 758 amino acids. The transcript is spliced from 2 exons. Gene Ontology annotation, biological process: nucleoside diphosphate catabolic process. Gene Ontology annotation, cellular component: membrane.
UUAGUUUAGUUUUUAGAAUUUAUUUAUUUAUUUAUUUUUAAACAAAAAUAAAAACUAAAAAAAGGUGUGAGUUGUGUGAGUUGUUGGUGGUUGUUGGUGGUGGUGCUCCUCAUCGUCAUCGUCUUCGGCUUUCCGAUCUGGUUCUCUUUCAGGUAACGUAACAAACCCUAACUCCAUCACUAUCACUACCAUUACUUUCUUCAAUCUCCAAUUUAUUCAAUUAAUCACAUUCAAACUCUGGAAUGGGUUAAACCCCCCAAAACAAAAACAAAAAUGGUUCUCACUCGCAUUAGGGAUUUGAUCUGGUCUUCUUCUUCUUCAUCACCAUCAUCAUCAUCAUCCUCUUCUUCUUCUUCAACUUCCGAAUUGUUACCUACUCGAGACUCUGGAUUAUUGCCGCCGCGAGAUUACGAUCUCGGCCUUGGUUUCCCCAACAAGAACAACAAUUUGCGUCUCUCUUCCUCUCUUCAGGAUCUCUCUACUUACCAAAAGCUAAACCAGUUUCAUAACUCUUUAUACACUUCUCAUCAACAAAGUUUCUCAAAGGAAAAGGCUUCGCCUUUACCACCUGGAUCCCCUUACUCCGCUCGAAAGAAAUGUCUUCGUGUUCUCUUCCUAUUCCUUUGUCUUCUUCUCUUAGCUUUUAUUGUUUAUCUCUUUGUACUUUUUAUCUCUUCUUAUUGGUCUCAAGGUUCCUCUAAAUUCUAUGUUGUUCUUGAUUGUGGUAGUACUGGUACUAGAGUUUAUGUAUAUCAAGCUUCUUUGUAUCAACAUUCACAGCGUACUAUCCCCAUUGUUAUCAAAUCUUUGAACCCAGAAAAAAGUUUACAUAGAAAGCCUUCCUCUCAAAGUGGUCGUGCUUAUCAUAGAAUGGAGACUGAACCAGGAUUACACAAAUUGGUUCACAAUAUCUCUGGUUUGAAAUCUGCUAUUAAACCCCUUGUUCGUUGGGCAGCCAAGCAAAUUCCGCGACACGCUCAUGAGACUACCUCGGUGUUUCUUUAUGCUACCGCGGGUGUUCGAAGGCUGCCUAGUGCAGAUUCGAAAUGGCUUCUUGACAAUGCCUGGUCCAUUCUCAAUUCUUCACCUUUUUUGUGUAGAAGAGAGUGGGUUAAAAUCAUUAGUGGCAUGGAAGAAGCUUACUUUGGUUGGAUAGCUCUUAACCAUUUAAAGGGUAUGCUUGGGGCUAAACCAAGAACUCCCACUUUUGGUGCUUUAGAUUUGGGGGGUUCUUCAUUGCAAGUUACUUUUGAGAGUGAACCUCAUGAUCAGAGUGAAACUAACUUGAAUCUUAGAAUUGGGAAUGUGAAUCAUCACCUCACUGCUUAUUCUCUUCCCGGGUAUGGUUUGAAUGAUGCAUUUGAUAAGUCUGUGGUUCAUCUUUUUAAGAGGCUUCCAGAGAACAUAAAAGCAGAGUUAUUGAGUGGGAAGGUACAAAUCAAGCACCCUUGCUUGCAGACUGGAUAUAAGGAACAAUACACCUGUUCUCAGUGUUCUAAGUAUCAACAAGGAAAGAGUUUGGAUGUUGGAGGAAAAUUAGGAUCUCGUGUGACUCUUAUCGGUGCUCCUAAUUGGGAUGAAUGCAGUGCACUUGCGAAAUUUGCUGUCAAUUUGUCUGAGUGGUCCAAUGUUAGUUCGGGUAUUAACUGUGAUUUACAACCUUGUGCCCUUGGUGAUGGAUUUCCUCGUCCUUUUGGACAAUUUUAUGCAUUGUCUGGCUUCUAUGUCGUUUAUCGGUUUUUCAACCUAUCUUCGGAUGCAGCACUUGACAACGUAUUGGAAAAGGGUCGGGAAUUUUGUGAGAGGACAUGGGAGACCGCAAAGAAUAGCGUUGCUCCACAGCCAUUUAUUGAACAGUACUGCUUUAGGGCGCCCUAUAUUGUAUCACUGCUGAGAGAAGGCUUGCACAUUAAGGAUAGUAAAAUCACCAUUGGUUCUGGUAGCAUUACAUGGACUCUUGGAGUGGCUCUGUUGGAAGCUGGGAAUGCGUUUUCGAGUAGAAUGGGGAUUCGCAACUAUUAUAUAUUUCAGAUGGAGAUAAAUCCGUUUCUUCUUCUUAUAGUUUUAUUUAUAUCAUUGUUUCUCCUUCUUUGUGUGUUAUCGUGUGCUGGCAAAUGGAGGCCGAAAUUUUUGAGAAGGUCAUAUCUUCCACUCUUCAGACAUAACAAUGCAUCAUCUGUAUCUGUUCUUGGCAUGACAUCUCCAUUUCGGCUCCAGCGAUGGAGUCCAAUUAGUUCUGGGGACGGAAGAGCAAAGACGCCUCUGAGUCCAACAAUCGGUAGUACUCAGCAGAGAGCGUUUGGUUUCGGUGCUGGAAUUGGCAGCAAUGGUGAAAUCCAGCUAAUGGAAUCUUCUCUAUACCCGUCGUCAACUAGCAGUGUUGCACAUAGUUAUUCGUCGACUAAUCUGGGGCAGAUGCAAUUCGACAAUGGUAGCACGGGUUCCUUCUGGUCUCCUCACAGAAGUCAGAUGCGUCUACAGAGUAGACGAUCGCAGUCUCGAGAAGACCUUAGCUCAUCAAUUGCUGAGGCACACAUGGUGAAGGUUUAGUUAUAUCAUUUGUCUGUGUCUGCUGCUCACCUUCUCUUAUUCAUAUCUUUUUUUUUUAAAGUGGAAAAUGCAAAAGCAAUUUGAGAAAAUGAGAAAUGUGAAUUUUUCAUGGAAAUUUAGGCAACAUUCUUUUUGUAACAUACAUGUAAUACUACCCUUCUUCAGCUGAUGAAUAGUUUCAUAAUAGAGAUUCAAUGUACUUCCUUUUUCUUUUGA